UCCACCUGGAAGCUUGUGACUUUUUCUUUCCUCUUCUCUGCUUCAGUCUCUCUGGCUCCAUGGAUGUGAGUGAGCUAAAAAUGUUGCCUGGCGGGGAAAGCGAUGGCACAAAGGUGUGUGUAAAGGUGCCGGGCCCAACUCUGACAUACCAGAAUAUUCAAUACUGCAUUAGAGAAAGCCGUGGACCGUGCCGCAAGAGAGGUCCUGAGCGAGAAAUCCUGAAAAACGUCAGUGGAAUCAUGAAAACCGGCCUGAAUGCAAUCAUGGGAGCAACAGGAAGCGGCAAAACAUCGCUGUUAGACGUGAUCGCUGGAAGGAAGGAUCCACGAGGUUUGCGUUCAGGUGAAGUUCUGGUUGACAACAAGGUUGUGACCUCUGACCUCCGUCUCAUGUCUGCCUAUGUCGUACAGGAUGAUAUCCUGAUGGGAACUCUGACUGUGCGGGAGAAUCUUUUAUUCUCUGGAAAUCUACAACCAAUUAUGUGUCCAGCUUCUGUAUGUAUGAAAUUAAGCUUCCUUUCAUUCAUGUUUCUUUUACAAAAUCAAGUAAGUCUGUUGUGUGUGUGUGUGUGUGUGUGUGUGUGUUUUAGGCACGAGAACGCUGGGGGAUAUUACCGUACAUCUGUGUAUUUCCUGUCCAAGGUGUUUGUGGAUCUGUUACCUAAUCGCAUUGUGCCGAUUUUCAUCUUCUCCAGCAUUUCUUACUAUAUGAUGGGGUUGAAUCCAUCAUUCACGACCUUCCUGUGCUUUGCACUGACCAUGUCCAUGGUCAGUCUGGCAGGAGUCAGCUUGGCUUUUCUUGUCAGCGCCAGCGUGAGCACUUUCGCCAUGGCCAACGUCCUCAUUGCCUUGCCUUUUGUCUUCAUGAUGGUGUUUGGAGGGUUCCUGGUGAAUCUCAACUCUAUGCUCAACUGGCUGUCCUGGCUCAAGUGGGCCAGUAUCUUCAAAUAUGGCCUAGAUGCUGUGACUAUAAAUGAAAUGAAAGGGCAGGUCUUCUACAGUGGCAAUACGACACUAACAGGAGAGAUGUAUCUGCAGUCUCAGGGGAUCGACUACAGUGUGUGGGGCUUCUGGCAGAACCAGGUGGCUCUUCUGGGCAUUGUACUGGUGUGCAUGACGUUUGCAUACAUACAGCUGCGCAGGAUCAACCGCUGGAAAUAAUGUGCAUGUUCUUCAUUAAAGAUUCACUCCUACACACAAUAUGUAAUUUCAUAAAAUUAUUAUUUUGUUACACCAUGUCCAUUUCUGUAUAUUUAAUUCACAUUUGCCUAUGUAAAUUAUUAUAUUUCAAUGUAAUUAUUAAUCUAGGCUUUCUGCGUUUGACAAUGAAGCAUUUUUGGAAAUAUGAAAUGUGCUGUAAAGUUUUAAAAAAGCCAUGCUGCAUUUAAAAUGUAUUAUCAACUCUUCAAAUGCUUUUCUGCAAAAUUUAGUAAAAUUAUUCGAUAAAAUGUUUCUGGAAAGGUAAAGUGACUAAAUGUUUCUCUUGCAAAAUAACUGUUAGUGCAAUUGGAAAAUUAACCUUAACUUCAUAGUUACUGACAUUUAACCUUUGUGACAUGUAAAUAUAAAUAUAUUAAAUGAAAUUUAAGUUCUCAGCUCUGUGUACCCAUGGAAGGCACGUACUUAAAAAAUACAAGGUCAUUGAUUUUUGCUCUAUUAAAUAAAAAAAGUUCAUUAUACUUUAAAAUUCCUUUUUCAUAUAUUUUGAUCUAUGUUUGUUUAUCACAUGAAUAAAAAUGCAAAUGUGUAGCCUAGUAGAGUGCAUGUUAGGAUGUUUUCCUUACAUGAAACGGAAGAAGUAAUAAAACCACUAGGCGGCACUGUUGUCACUUAUUGACAUUUUGCAUGUUCCUCCAUGUCUUCCGCUGCCCUGGUGUUAAUUACACACACAACUGUAUUUUUGUAAGUAGUAGUUUGAUUAUAAUGUAUUAGCAUAGUAGGUAAUAACUGAAAUUUGUCAUUCUGUCUUUUAGCCAUAUAUACACAUAUAGCUCACAGACCAUGCAAGGCAUUUAUUUAAUGAAUAUGUUCAUAUUGUGAAAAUAUAUAGUUCUCAGCUCAUCUCUCUUCGUUUAUUUAUAACACAAUUUGAAGUGAAAUCUCUCCAUCAUAUAAUUUGUCCUCCAGUUCCUGCUGUAGUCUCUAAAACCCGCAUAAAGCAGCUGCAGACAUUUCUUUGUUAUUGCCACAUAGAAUAUUCACAUCUGUUAGAUAUUAGCAAAUCCUUAUGUGUGUUGUGUGUGUGUCUGAGAGAGUGUCUGUGUGUGUAGUGCAGUCUUCUUGGGUUUCAUUCAGAGCCACAAUGUCAGCGCAAAAAAUCUUGGAAAGCCUCCAAGGCCGAGGUAGAGAGAAUUCAGAGGAAAAUAGUAAAGGAAAAGAGGUGCACAUGAUGGAGAAAGACAAAGAAAGAGAAGGAAGAAACAAAAUCUACUCACAUUUGCUUAGAAUAU
Molecule: messenger RNA, 2449 nt
Organism: Carassius auratus (goldfish)
Lineage: Eukaryota; Metazoa; Chordata; Actinopteri; Cypriniformes; Cyprinidae
Product: ATP-binding cassette sub-family G member 2-like
Exons: 9
Coding region: 60-1160 (366 amino acids)
Biological process (GO): transmembrane transport
Cellular component (GO): plasma membrane
Molecular function (GO): ATP binding; ABC-type transporter activity; ATP hydrolysis activity
Source: RefSeq, a predicted model, not a curated record